Protopolystoma xenopodis is the source of this 846-nucleotide messenger RNA. NCBI's taxonomy places the organism in Eukaryota, Metazoa, Platyhelminthes, Monogenea, Polystomatidea, Polystomatidae. The record is from the annotation of a GenBank genome assembly.
AUGCCGAAGUUGGUAGAUGCAAAGACCCAGCAUGAUACCAUUCCGACAAAGGCAGAGAUAACCAGUUUGGCGAUCCAGACGGACACAAAGCUACCAACGCUUGAAGUUUAUACCCAAGUGGGAACGGAACUAAAACAUUCUUGGUCUCAGGCUGAAUAUGGUGUAGAAACAAGGUCAGUUGCCUUGCAGCCAAUUAAGAAUACAAAGGAUGUGGAUGUUGAAUGCAAUAUCAUGUUAAAGGCUGAAACGUUGAUUAGCAUCAAAGAUGAGUUGAUAUGCUCAACCUUUACCCCAACCGAAAUGUCAACCACAACUUCUCAGACAAUGUACCCUACUCAUGUUGAUUCGGUUUGCGAGAGUAUUAAACCUCAAAUCAGCUCCCAGAAUGUCGACAUCCAGACGCUAUCAACGCAGCUCAUUGGCAAAAAGCUUCAGGUUGACCUAAAACCGGAAUGUGAAGUUACGCAGACACAGACAGAUGCAAUGCCGAAGUUGGUAGAUGCAAAGUCUCAGCUUGAUACCACUCCGAAAAAGGCAGAUACAACCAGUUUGGCGAUCCAGACAGACUUAAAGCCGCACACGCUUGAAGUUCAGACCCAAGUGGGGAAGCAGAUGACGCAUUUUGGGUCUCAGGCUGAGUAUGCCGUCGAAACUAAGUCAGUUGCUUUGCAGUCAAUUAAGGCUACAAAGGAAGUGGAUGCCACGUGCUGUCUCAUCCUUGAGACGGAACCAGUUUUGAUCGCUGAUAAUAUAGUGACUCAGAGCUUCCCUCCUGCAGAAAUUAUUGAAGCUUCAUAACCUGAUUUAUCAUGCCUUGAGAACCUCAACUUCUACUCAGACCUCUAG